This is a messenger RNA of Rhineura floridana, 2026 nucleotides long. RefSeq lists its product as uncharacterized. The coding region runs from base 329 to 1057 and encodes 242 amino acids. The record is from RefSeq and is a predicted model, not a curated record. NCBI's taxonomy places the organism in Eukaryota, Metazoa, Chordata, Lepidosauria, Squamata, Rhineuridae. The transcript has 4 exons.
GUUGGUUCGUGUUCACGGGACAAGCCUCACUUCAAAGGCUCAGUAAGUCGUAGAUUGAUUAUUUUUUUUAAGCACGGCUGCUUUUCAUGAGCCGGGGAACUUUCAUUCUGUGCGAGUUUGGAAAACUGGGCAAAUUGUGGAGAGCUGCGGCACGGGAACUGAUGCCGGAUCCUCCAGCCCACCAAAAUGUAACCCGUGGGCUGUUUCCCAGGACCUCAUGGGCUGUUGUUUUUCCACCGUUCAUUGAAGAUAAAUCACCAGGUGAUGAAAAUAACGGUGCGGCCUGCCUUUUUUCUACCCCCCCUUUCCUGGCCACCGAGUCUUUUGCAUGCAUAAGAUCCCAUCGGAGAGCCCGAAGCGCCGCUUGGGAUUGUUUGACGACUUCUGCAAAGGGGUCAAGGAUCAUGGCAGUUCUUCUGGGCGCUGCAGCCGAGGCAGGAGACGAAGGGAUCCAAGUGGCUUUUUGAAGGCAAACGGCUUUUUGAAAGGCCUGAACUGUUGUGAAUACAAGCAUCAGAUGACGUGUACCGGUUGCUAUGAAGCUGCACCCCAAAGGAAUAUGAGCUGCGUGGAGCAUGCCAGGAAGCUGCAGUUGGCAGGAGGAACUCUGGAGGGUGCCACAAUGAAAGUGGCCACCCAGAGAAAGCUGCAGCUGUCAGAUGCCCAGUGGCAACUGCGAAUGAAGUUCCUUCAGCGGCCAAAGAGUUACAUCGGGGUGCCUUAUGCCUGGAAAUACCAUGAACCUAGAAGAAAAAGGCAGCCCCACGACAUCCAUGUGGAAAUCUGGUUGGGAGACAGAGAACGAAGCAUAGGGGCCAGGUGGAAGCGAGGCAAGUUGCAGGUCUUUGCUUCCUACAAGUUUGUCUCCAGCUCCUACGGGGCCAUGCAGUACCACUUCAAGUCCAUCGAGACGUGGCUGCAAGGCGUCUGCAUCCGGCAAGUGUCUGUCAUGCUGAAAAUCAGAAGGUUCGGGACAGACACUAGGGAAGGGCCUUUUCACACAGCGCGUAGCCAAACUGUGGAAUUUGCGCCCACAAGAGGCAGCAAUGGCCACUAAAGUGGAUGGCUUUAAAAGGGGAUUAGAUAACUCCAUGGAAAGUACAAUGGCUACUAGCCACAAUGGCUAUGUUCGCUCACCACUGUCAGAGGCAAUACGGCCUCUGAGCACCAGUUGCCAGGAAUCACAAGCGCGGAGAGUUGCUGUUGCGCUCAAGAACCGCUUGCGGGCUUGCCAGAAGCGUCUGGUUUGCCACUGCAAGGACCAGAUGCUAAAUCAAUUUUCUCCCCCCGCCCUGGUUGGGGGGCCACGGACACGUGUCCCAAAGUCUUACCUGGACAACCCUCUUAGCAAGAGACCCGCAAACGUCUUUGAAGCACUGCAGCUGUUUGUUCAGGUUCACCAGCCUUUCUGAAUGGCUGGGCCGCAACCAGAUCGUAAUUUGUCCCUCUUUCUCUGAGCAGCAGCAGCUAAACUGCAGCUCAGGCAGAGCCUUUGAAAUUGUAAUGACACCUUUGAUUUCCAAUCCGCAGAUGAAGGGCAGGGCCUUGGGGAUGAGGAACAAGAGGGGUAGGAGAUAGCAAGUCGCAGGAGACAAUAGUGGGUGUCAACCAUUUCCGAAAGCUCUGGGGGAUAAAAAUUAUAUGGCCCCCGAUGCCAACAGAACAACAAUGGUUUGGUGGUUAGACAGACAGACAGACAGACAGACAGACAGACAGACAGACAGAUAGAUAGAUAGAUAGAAACUACAUCCAGUUCAAUAAACAAAAAGAUAGAUAAAUUGAUAAGCUCUGUAAAUGUACAAAAGAAAGAGAGGAUUGGAUAGGUAAGUGGACAGAAUGGACUGGAUAGACUGAUAGAUGGAUGGAUUGAUGAUUGAAUGAUAUGGUAGAUGGCUAGUUAAGUUAUGGAAAUAUAGAUGUAGAUUAGCAUGCAGUUUAAUAAAAAAGGAUAGAUAAGAUAGAUAAGAUCUGUAGAGGUAGAAAAAAGAUAUGACAGGGUAAGUCGAUAGAUAGAUAGAUAGAUAGA